Pseudogymnoascus destructans is the source of this 402-nucleotide messenger RNA. RefSeq lists its product as uncharacterized. The record is from RefSeq and is a predicted model, not a curated record. Lineage: Eukaryota; Fungi; Ascomycota; Leotiomycetes; Thelebolales; Thelebolaceae. Bases 1 to 402 code for a protein of 133 amino acids. The transcript has a single exon.
AUGCAGAGACCUGAGCACGCGGCCGUCGGUGCAAUAUUGUCGUCUACGAUUGCCCACGCGUACGUCACGACAGCAAGUGGCUUCAGCCAUCACCAUGCGGGGUCCAACGUGAUAAGCGUCGAUGGAGUGGGAAGUCCGAAGUGGAGAAAAUGGCAGGCACGAUUGGCCAAAGACGAGAAUUUUGUUCGCCGAAUGUCACAGGAAAUCGGAUUGGUCGAAAGGAACAAGCAUGCAGCAGCAGAACGAGAGCAUGCUUUGGUAGACAAAGAAGUUGUCCAGUGGCGAGAGGAAAUCGAGCGAGUUACGACAAAGAUCUCCAAGCUGCUUGCACCGACAAUGGAACAGCUCCAGGUCGAGGCGGAUAUUCUGCGAGCCGCAGAAACAGUUGGUUUGGGUAAAUGA